This is a messenger RNA of Xenopus laevis (African clawed frog), 1990 nucleotides long. RefSeq names its product calcium binding protein 39 like L homeolog (gene cab39l.L). The transcript has 9 exons. Gene Ontology annotation, biological process: intracellular signal transduction. NCBI's taxonomy places the organism in Eukaryota, Metazoa, Chordata, Amphibia, Anura, Pipidae. The record is from RefSeq and is a predicted model, not a curated record. Bases 417 to 1430 code for a protein of 337 amino acids. Gene Ontology annotation, molecular function: protein serine/threonine kinase activator activity.
UCUUUGGCAAACACUUUAUUUUGUCUUUUGUUUUACGCACAUUCCAGCUGUGACGAGGAGCUGAGUUGAACAGAGAGCUAGUUCAACCAGAUACCGUACGGCUACUAACAGAGGGAACAAGUGACACUGAGCCCAGGAAGAGGCCACAGUGGAAAUUUACUGCCUCUCUGUGCCAUCGAUUUUCGUGAGUCUCAGGGAUACUGACCUGACACCAGAGCUGGAAGGGAAGCUGAUAGCAGGCAUCUUGAAACCGUCAUUUUGUAGACAUCUGCUGUUAUUCUGAGAGCCAUUAGAAGGAAUGAGCUCCAGGGAUAUGCUAUCAUUUCAUCUGAAUACUUGCUAGCAAUCUGCUUUCUGUAACUCAUUGUAACUGGAGGAUUUCUCCGCUAUAAUCCGCUGAGAUAAAGCAUAAAAAAAUGAAGAAAAUGCCAUUGUUCAGCAAGUCGCAUAAAAAUCCUGCUGAGAUUGUUAAAACUCUGAAGGACAAUAUGGCCCUGCUGGAAAGGCAGGACAAAAAAACUGAAAAGGCCUCUGAAGAAGUCUCCAAAUCCCUCCAAGCUACAAAAGAGAUUUUGUGUGGGACAGGGGACAAAGAACCCCAGACAGAGACGGUGGCUCAGCUGGCACAAGAACUGUACAACAGUGGCUUGUUGGUUACUUUGAUAGCCAAUUUGCAUCUCAUAGAUUUUGAGGGCAAGAAAGAUGUAUCUCAGAUAUUUAACAACAUCUUGAGAAGACAAAUUGGAACUCGAAGCCCUACUGUGGAGUAUAUCAGUUCCCACCAACAUAUUCUUUUUAUACUACUCAAAGGGUAUGAAUCCCCUCAAGUUGCACUGCAUUGUGGGAUUAUGCUGCGAGAAUGCGUCCGUCAUGAGCCUCUGGCCAAAGUCAUUCUUUACUCUGAGCAGUUCGGGGACUUCUUUAAGUAUGUGGAAAUGUCAACAUUCGACAUAGCUUCCGAUGCCUUUGCUACAUUUAAGGACCUGCUGACAAGACACAAAUUGAUGGUGGCAGAAUUUCUAGAGCAAAAUUACGACAGAAUAUUUAAUGACUAUGAAAAGCUUCUUCACUCUGAGAACUAUGUGACGAAGAGACAGUCCCUUAAGCUGCUGGGCGAGCUGAUCCUGGACCGACACAACUUUUCCAUUAUGACUAAAUACAUAAGCAAGCCUGAAAAUCUGAAGCUCAUGAUGAAUCUGCUCCGUGAUAAGAGCCCAAACAUUCAGUUCGAAGCAUUCCAUGUGUUUAAGGUGUUUGUAGCAAAUCCAAACAAAACACAGCCCAUCGUGGAUAUCCUGUUAAAAAACCAAACCAAGUUAAUCGACUUCCUGAGCAGCUUUCAGAAGGAUCGAACAGAUGACGAACAGUUCACCGACGAGAAGAACUACUUGAUCAAACAGAUACGAGACUUAAAAAAGCCCACGCCAUGAGGAUUCCCUUUGCUUCUCCCCUUGACAAGUACCGGAGAGCAUUAAAAUGGGUGUUUUAAAGGAAUUGUCACGGCAUUGUCUGUGCCUAUGUUUUUUUGUUUCUACUUAGAUUAUUAGUUGCCAAGAGUAUAAAUGUUUUAUAUUAAAACUUCAAAAAAAAUAAAUAAAUAAAUAAAAGACCAGGGGGAAAAAAAUCCUCCUUAUUCAGGUCUGGGAGAAUGGUGGGAAAAUUUGAAGUUAGGUAUUUGAGAAGCUUACAGAUAUAUUUAAUUUUCUUCCUCGCACUGUAGGUUGACUUGUUCCAGCUUGCACUGCUCAUAGAGCUGAUCUUAUUUCAUUUGCUUCAUUAUUAUUCACAUUUGCACCAAGGGAGAAGUAAGUGAGAAAGAGUUUUGAACCCCCCAUUUUGCUUCCCGUUGUGCGGCAGAAAUACAUAUAAGCUUAGUGACAGGCCUUUCCUUCUCGCUCAAUAAAUCUAGGAACAUUAUCAUUCAAUGGUACUUUAUCCUUAUUAUCCUUUAAACAUUUUAUUUAAUAAAAGAUCUUUAGUUGCUAACAUU